This is a messenger RNA of Carica papaya (papaya), 2259 nucleotides long. The record is from RefSeq and is a predicted model, not a curated record. Lineage: Eukaryota; Viridiplantae; Streptophyta; Magnoliopsida; Brassicales; Caricaceae.
GGGACAGAGUAAAGAAAUUUUAACGCCUUCCAUGCUCGAUCCUACUCCCUCCCUCCCUCCCUCCCUUAAUUCAUUUUCAUCUCGUCUCUCUAUCACUCUUCAAACUUUCUCAAACCCUAAGCCCAAUUGGAUAUAGUCAAAUUCAAGCUCCAUUUUCCCAAUCCGUUUUAAUUAAAAUUUAUGUAUUAUUUUUGCGAUUGUCCAUUCAAAAGGCAGAUUGAAGCUCUAAGUUCUUAUUUAGCGGCCUUACCAAUCAUGGAAUUGUCGAAAUAGCUUGAGCUCGCACAAGAAGCCGAGAGAGAAGAAGAAGAAGAAGAAGAAGAAGAAGAAGUCAGUUUGUUGGAGCCUCGUGGCUCCAAUUUUACCAUUUGAUUGAUCGUCUUAUGCAUUAAUUUCUUGAUGUUAGGGUAGCUAAUGAAGAUCACUGCGUAUUACGAUCUCGUUUCCCUGCUCACCUACUCAACUCCCACAUGGGCAAGCCUGGUUGCCGGUCUCUUUUUACUUGUCACUCUUUCUCUUUCCAUGUACCUCUUGUUCGAGCAUCUAUCUGCCUACAAGAAUCCUGAGGAGCAAAAGUUUUUGAUUGGGGUUAUUCUCAUGGUUCCUUGCUAUGCUAUAGAAUCGUUUGUAUCUCUGGUGAAUCCAUCAAUUAGUGUUGAUUGUGAGAUACUACGUGAUUGCUAUGAAUCAUUUGCUAUGUACUGCUUUGGAAGAUACCUCGUUGCCUGCUUAGGUGGAGAAGAAAGGACAAUCGAAUUUAUGGAAAGACAAGGACGGGCAAGUAUGAAGGCCCCUCUGUUAGAGCACAAUUCUGAAAAAGGAACCAUUAAGCACCCCUUUCCUAUGAAUUAUAUCUUAAAGCCAUGGAGACUUGGUCGAUGGUUUUACCAAGUUGUCAAAUUUGGUAUUGUACAAUAUAUGAUAAUCAAGUCUAUGAGUGCUAUUUUAGCUGUAAUUCUUGAAGCCUUCAGCACGUAUUGUGAAGGAGAGUUUAAAUGGGGAUGCGGGUAUCCCUAUAUUGCGGUGGUUUUGAAUUUCAGUCAAUCUUGGGCUUUGUACUGUCUGGUUCAGUUUUAUGCUGCCACAAAGGAUGAACUUGCACAUAUAAAGCCAUUAGCGAAGUUUCUAACAUUUAAAUCAAUUGUUUUUUUAACUUGGUGGCAAGGUGUAGCAAUUGCUCUUCUCUCUGCCCUUGGUUUGUUCAAAGGUGCUAUCGCACAGGGUUUGCAGUUUAAGUCGAGUGUUCAGGACUUUAUCAUUUGCAUAGAGGUAGAUGUGUUCUAUUUCCAAUACAUUAGCUCCUUAUAUUUUGGUCUAAUGGGAGACUGCUUCCGAGGAACUGUUUCAGUUUUAGGAGACUAUGCUGCUGCUGAUUGCCCUCUGGCUGAUGAGGUUAGGGACAGUGAGCGACCCACAAAGUUGCGUCUCCCUCCUGACAUGGAUGUGAGGAGCGGUAUGACCAUCAAAGAAAGUGUACGAGAUGUUUUUGUUGGUGGUAGUGGAUAUAUUGUGAAUGAUGUUAAAUUUACUGUGACUCAAGCAGUGGAGCCUGUGGAGAAGGGUAUUACAAAGUUCAAUGAGAAGUUGCAUAAGAUCUCUCAAAACAUCAAAAGGCAUGACAAGGAUAGGAGAAGGACAAAGGAUGACAGUUGUCUUGCCUCAUCUUCACCAGCCCGAAGGGUGAUCCGAGGAAUUGAUGACCCACUUUUAAAUGGUAGUUUUAGUGAUAGUGGUGUUACAAGAACCAAGAAGCAUCGGCGGAAAUCAGGAUAUACUAGUGCAGAAAGUGGGGGAGAAAGCAGCAGUGAUCAAAACUAUGGCAGGUAUCAAAUCAGGGGGAGCAGAUGGCUCACCAAAGAUUAAGCUGUGGUGAAUAUCAUUACUCCUGGUAUUAAGCAGCCAAAGAUACUUGUUUUUCUCAUGGAGAUGCAUCUGGGUUUGUAAGCACUAGUCAAGAAGAGUUUUAUGAGGAAGAGCCGCUAGACAAUGACAAUGAUGUGUUUUUUUCAACCCAAAUUCCUAAGGUGGAUAAUUUUCAGCUGAUGUAGUGAUUGCUUGGCAAAGAAGCUUAGGUACUUUUAAUGUUAUUGCACAAUGGAGGUUCAAACAUGUGUAUAGAGAUUUUUCAUUAGGCAUAGCUGGUUAUAUAUUAUUGUUAUUAUUAUACACAAGGGUUUUUACUUCAUGUCAAAUGAUUCCUUUAGAUAUAUUUUUGGCCAUGCCCCUUUUAUGAAAAUUGAAUGACAGUCUUUGUCCCCA